UGGCGUUGUUUGCUAUCCGGCAUUGCAUUUUAAAAAAUUCAACCCAUAUUUUGUUUGUUGCGAUGUAAAAUGUAGUGUGAUACAUAAUAGAUGCACAUCUUCAAGUAUUUACUAUUGGUUUUACCCGUAAUAUCAUCAUAGACAUGUAGCUGCAGGUCGGAGUACAGUUUUAUUAUGAUUUUUACAAUAGCAGCAUUACAUUAUCAACCAUUUAACAUGUAGCAGUUGCAAUAGAUGGAACAAUACAAGUAAUGGCUUCCCCAUCGACGUCGGCCGGGUGGGCGGGCGACGCGGACCGAAAUCCAACCGAUUUGCUGCAGACCCUCAAACUGACUACUAUUGAUUUAGUUGGAGGCAUAUUGUGUCACAUUUGUCAUAUAACAUUUGGGAAUAAAAAAGAUUUUGAUAACCAUUAUGUGAAACAUAAUACAGGGAGUACAGAUAUAGUUUACACAUGUGUUGUAUGCCAUAAGAAUAUUGUCGGUUACCGCAGCUUCCACGGUCACUGUUAUCUGGUUCAUGUCACCAAAGAUAAAUUUAAAUGCGAAAUUUGCCCCAAAUUUUUUUCAAAACUUUGCAUCCUCAAACAACAUAUGGACACAAAACACAAUUUUGUCUGUUCAUCAUGCAAAAAACAAUUUUCAUCAGCAAAAGAAUUGCAACUACACCAAAUUGUACACAAAAACGAUGAGAGUCCACCCUACGACUGCCACAGUUGUGGUCAACAGGUUGAUAACAUUGACAGCUGUGAACAGCAUAUUGAACAGCACUGCGAAUUGUUCUACUCCUGUCCUAUUUGCAAUGAGAAUAUACCCAACUUGUCCAAUGCUUCAGACCAUCUGAUUAAGCAUUUUGGCAAAGUACUCAACAGAGAAUAUGAAACAGGAGUGGAAUAUUCAGAGUCACCCAUUAUACCUAAAGAUAGCUCCAUUGAUAUCGUCGGUGGGAUCCUCUGCUGCUACUGCAAGAGUAUCUUCAAGAAUAGAGUUGAGUUUGAUAUGCAUUUUUCGAUGGAACACUGUGGCAAAGAUAUAGUAUACUCAUGUAAUAUUUGUGGGAAACAGUAUGAGAAAUACUUCUUGUUUGGGAGCCACUGCUACGAUCAUUUUGCCAAAGACCGGUUUGAAUGUGAAGAGUGCGGCAAAACAUUCUCACGCCUCUCUCUGCUAGUGAUACACACAGAAGCAUUCCACUCAAGCGACACAGUAGCUGCCAAGCCAUUUACAUGCACUCAGUGUGACCAUGGCUUCAUGACCGAAUCGCGUCUCCGCGAACACCUGCGGGAGGCCCACUCCAUACAGCGUAUCCAAUGUCCUGCAGAGGGGUGCCAGGAAAUAUUUGAAACGCCAAAAGAUUUAAUCCUGCAUAAACGUCAACAUAAAAUAGUCGACAGUCAUAGGUGCAAGCAGUGUAGCCUCCACUUCACCACAAUGACUGCCUGCGAGAAGCAUAUACCCGUGCAUUGCAAGAAGCAGUACUCCUGCCCAGUAUGCAACAAAAGCUACAGUGAGAAAUACCUCAUCAUGAAACACGUGCCGCAACAUUUCUCAGCUAUUAUACACAUAUGCAAAGAUUGCGGUAAAAUGUACAACGCCAAGAAUCGUCUAGUAGAGCAUACGAAGGUACAUACCAAGGAUCGAGUCCACAAAUGCAGUUACUGUGACAAGAGUUUCAUCAAAUCAUAUCAGUUGCAGCAGCAUCUCAAUAUACACACCGGUUUGAAGCCGUACAAGUGUGUUAAGUGCCCGAAAUCAUUUGCAAGCGCCCCUAAUUGGUCCAAACAUUUGCGUAAGAUACACAACAUCCAACCAAAGUCCCUCGUGAAGCCCGUGCUGGAGAAUAACAAUGAAGUGUUCGAAGCGGCCGUACCGAAAGUGAAGAAGACGAACGAAAAGUGCAAGAUUAUAGAGAGUUAUAAAACAGAUGGAUUAGUUGACUCGAUGGGUUCGGAGAUGUCGGUGGACGCGUUUAGUUGCAAAUUGUACGAAUCGGAUGAGAGUACGAUCGAGUCGGACGGGAUCGACCCGGCGCUGAUGGAGAAGGAAUCCAAGAUAUACGACGACUCCACGACCACGCUGGACGUUAUGAGCGACAUCACUGAGCUUACUAAUCUCACAUCGGAUAAUAUCGACGCUCUCAUCACUGCAUACUCUGUACCGGAUCCGCCCACGUCGGUGUGGUUCCCGCGCGAGUACGGGCCGGACUUCGUGUGGGACGGGGCGGGCGGGGGCGGCGCGGCCGGGGGCGGCGCGGUCAUCGACCUGGACGGGGCGCUGCUGCCGCACAUCGACCCGCGGCUGACGCAGCUGGGCCCCUGCGACCCCCACGACCCCUUCGACCCCCGCGGGCCCCGCGGGCCCCGCGCCCCCUGGGAGCCGCCCGUGCUCACCAAGCUGCCGCCGGACCACCAGCUCGGGUAUGCAGACAUUACCGAAGCCGCACAUUUCUCGUUUAUGAACACGAACCUUUAUUGA
Achroia grisella is the source of this 2474-nucleotide messenger RNA. Its product is annotated as zinc finger protein 271-like. Gene Ontology annotation, cellular component: nucleus. Gene Ontology annotation, molecular function: RNA polymerase II transcription regulatory region sequence-specific DNA binding; DNA-binding transcription factor activity, RNA polymerase II-specific. Lineage: Eukaryota; Metazoa; Arthropoda; Insecta; Lepidoptera; Pyralidae. The transcript is spliced from 7 exons. Bases 252 to 2474 code for a protein of 740 amino acids. The record is from RefSeq and is a predicted model, not a curated record. Gene Ontology annotation, biological process: regulation of transcription by RNA polymerase II.